Messenger RNA from Paramecium sonneborni, 421 nucleotides. The record is from the annotation of a GenBank genome assembly. NCBI's taxonomy places the organism in Eukaryota, Ciliophora, Oligohymenophorea, Peniculida, Parameciidae.
AAAUGUAAUUAAGAAAUUUGAGACAUCUUCUUCAUUAAAGAACAAAAGAAUUGAAGACAGUAAAGACUUUAGCUUAAAUGAUUUUAGAUUAGCGAUCAGAUAUAGAAUAAUUUUUCCUUUAGGCAAUAGAUUAAGUUAAAAUUGAGAUUAAGAAAAAGAAUAAAAAUUUAAAGAACAGUAGAUUACAGAUAUAUCAUAGAAAUCUCAAAGUUUGGAAUUAAAUAGUAUGAUAUAAAUGAUUUGGAUUUAGAGGAGAAAAAGAAACUGCUAAGGAUACUCUUUUCAAAAAUGAAUUAAGGAGUUCCACCAAUAAAUUGGAAAUCUUAACUUGGUCAUGUACAUAUAAAAAUAAAAAUUAAUUGAAGUAAAUCCCAGGCAGAUACAAGUUCAUUUAGGGAUAACCAAUAUCAAUGAUUGAUAG